This is a messenger RNA of Adineta steineri, 2277 nucleotides long. The record is from the annotation of a GenBank genome assembly. NCBI's taxonomy places the organism in Eukaryota, Metazoa, Rotifera, Eurotatoria, Adinetida, Adinetidae.
UUCCAUCUGUUCCACCAACUACCGAUGAAUACCGACUUCGAAACCAACGCAUUUCAACAAGAUUAUUUAUCGUUUUAUUAGUUAUAUCAUUAUCUAUUCUUGUCUUAUAUACUUCACUGAUAAAUAUUACAGAAACUGUUAAUAUCGAAACACCUUCGAUUAUAGAAUAUGAACAACUCUAUAACUCACAUAGUCAAACAUUAACAUGUGACUGUACAGAAAUAUCAAUUAACUAUGAAAAAUUUAUUCAAAUUCAAUAUACACCACAUCAAAUAUGUCAUAGUGACUUUGUUACACAAAAUUGGACAAAUUAUCUUGCCGCCUCGUCUGGAAACAAUGAUCUAGAUUACACCGACUUUCGAUUAACAAGUACAUUUACAUUUCAAGCCUUAAAUACACUUUGUGUCCUGGUUGAUCAAACAAUAUCGAAUAGUUUAAUCCAAUUCUAUUCAAACCAAUAUGUAAGUGCAUCUGUAACACCUUCAAAUUUAUUUCAACUACAAACUGAUGCAUUUAUAUCUCAGUUUAAAUCAGCAACAAGAAAUGAUUUUUUGUUAUCACUUGCUAUGAUACGGAACACAACUCAAAGCAAUGGUUUACUCUCUGGAGAACUACUUAAUUUCGAACUCUAUAUAACAAAAAGUGGUAGUUUAGAUUACUCUCAACGAUCGUAUGGUAAUUGUGGGUGUGCUUCUUCAGGCACGUGCUCUAGUCAAUCUCCAAUUUACGAUUUAGUCAGCGGUAAUAACAUAUUAUUUUAUGUUCCGGGCCUUUAUACAGGAUGUUAUAUAAUUGAAUCACUACUUCAGUCUGAUCUGCAAUGUUUUUAUAAUCAAACAUGUAUUAAUAAGCUACAAUCAUAUUUUCAAGUAUCUUCGGUUAUGAAUGUAACAGCUCUUGAUAUAUCAUUGUCGAUUCAAUUUUUGGAAAACUCAACAAUUUCAGAUAUUCUUAAUCAAUUAAUGGUUGAAGAGUGGAUUAACUCAAGCAUGUAUGACAAUUAUUAUAAUGAAUGUCAACCAUCAUAUUGCAGUUAUACUGUUACGACGAAGAAUAGUGCAAUAUACAUUAUUACAACUCUGAUUGGAUUAGUUGGUGGUUUAAUUACGGUAUUGAAAUUUAUAGUACCAUAUUUCGUUACGCUGGUUAGAAGAAAAAAACAAUUCUCAAGAGCAGAGACAGGUAGGAUCAAAUUGAAAACAGUUUUUUGUACAUACUAGAAAGUAAUAAUGUGAGAAGUAAACAUAUUUCUUUUUGGCUAAACAACAUCCUAAUACCAUUGGUGUUUUUACUUUUAUUGAGCUUCCGAGACAUUAUCAUACAAUUUAUGAACAUAUGAGUCAGAGUAAGAAAUCAGAUAUAUAUCCCAUUAUUAGUAUAAUGCCCUAUGUUAAUUGUUCGCUUCUGCUGAGGAAUUUUAUUACAUGAACUACUUAGUUGGAAUUUCUUGAUUUUGUGCAGCGUUGAUGAAAAUUUAAACUUUGAGAAAAGUAUAUAAGUUUAACACCAUACAUAAAGUCUCGUCAAGAUAUAUUUUUAAUAUCAUAUUGUCAAGUUUAACAAAUCUAUUUCCUUCUUUAGCUCUGUACGUGCUCAAACGAUACGCUUUUUGUAUCUUUCUUGUUCUGUUAUUAAUAAGUGCAUAGAGAUCAACCAAAAAGAAUUUUUAAAAUAAGCGUUUAACUGUUCAAUUCUAUCUCUUUCAUUUGAUUUUGCAAGCAGUCACAAAAGUCUUCGUAUCAUUAUAAAUGAUCCGAACAGGUAUAACUUGAACAUUUUUCAUGAGCUAUUUUUUCAUAAUGUGCGUAAGAGUGAGAUUAUUGAUGUGUGUGUGUCAGCGAGGAGCGCAAUGUUCAUAUCUUUACCUAAUCAUCUGUCUCUUUAUCUUUCAUGUAAUAUCUGACUGUAAUCUUUGAAGUGCAGAGCGAAGAAUGAAAUUGCUAAUUCUAUACAUUAACACUCCUUAGAAUUCUUUUUCACAGGAAAAAAAUCACUUGUUUCUUCUAUAUAAACUAAAUGCUCAUUUUCAUAAUUUUUUUCAAGUGAUGAGCAUUAAUGAACGCGUUCAAACAUUGUACCAAAAAUUAAAGCUUUUUCUUUUAAAUAUCAAUUUAUUUCCAUCUGUUCCACCAACUACCGAUGAAUACCGACUUCGAAACCAACGCAUUUCAACAAGAUUAUUUAUCGUUUUAUUAGUUAUAUCAUUAUCUAUUCUUGUCUUAUAUACUUCACUGAUAAAUAUUACAGAAACUGUUAAUAUCGAAACACCUUCGAUUA